CGAGAUCUCAGUGGCUGCACUACCCUUCCUAGACUUUUUAGCAAGCUUUCAAAAUUGGUAGCUUCAGAGUUUUUGCCGUUAAAUUGGUUAUAAAGUUAUAUACUAGGAGUUCUCUUCAACAGUACCCCUAAAUAACGUUUUCGGUAGAGCUGAUCAUCAAUCAGAACAAUGGUGCAUUAUUCUAGAAACCAGUGCUAUUAGUUCGUUAAUAGAAAUAAUGUUGAAUACCCCAUAAAUAUUUGAUGACAUGUUAACCGAUUAGGUAAGUUGUGUACCCACAUGGCAAAUUAUUUACUAUACAGUUUGUUUCAAUAGGGUGGCUGUGAGAGGAAUGAAGUUGCAAAAAGUGCUAUUAUUUGCAGCCACUAUCGUUGUGGCAGUAGGAGCACUACCAUCUUCUAUAGAGUCCGAAGAUGAAUCGUUAGAGGGUUUGGGCGUCAUAAUGGAAAUUAGUGAUGAUUCUGAAAACAGAAAAGCAAAGCCUAAAAGAAUACGACAACCGAACUGUUACCAAGUCAAGGAAGGAGUAUUCCCGGCACAAAACUGCGAUCAGUAUUAUAUAUGCAUAAAACAAUUCUGGUGGUUCACCGCUGAAUUGCAUACUUGCCCAGCUGGUCAAAAAUAUAGCGACAUAGCUAAUGGCUGUGUUACUGGAAGCUGUAGAAAGGUUCCUAAAACAAGAAAUGUGCUUCCGCCAACAUGUGAGGAGACCGGCCCUGGAGUUUUUGUUGCGCCAAACUGCAACCAAUAUUACGAAUGCGUCAAGAUCUGGUGGUGGUACAGCUUGAAUUUGAGGUCCUGUUCGCCCAGUAAGGUAUACGACCCCCACGAGCAGCUCUGUGUUCGUGGCAAAUGCCAGUGAGUUCUAGGGGAUGUGCUUCGAGUAUGCAUCUUUAACAGCAACUUAUUAGUUGUCAUAAAAUAAAGUUCGUUAUGUUGUACACAUGCAUUCUUUUUUUACUAUACAGGAUAUUCCACGUAAAACUGCAGCGACUGGUCACUCGAGAAGAUGACGUGAGUUAAUUAUGAAGAUUUGGAUUUAUAGGUUAACUGAUUAAAGCUAUUCGUCUAAAGUAUUUUCAAAAUGGUGGCGCUCCUAGCUAUAUAAGAAGUGGAUUCCAAUUUUCUUAUUGAUGUAUGUUAUUCAUUUCUUGGACUGUACUGGCGAGGAAUAGAGAAAAAUUUCGAAAAUUAAAUAUCUAUUUUUUUGGAUGUUAUAUGACAUUUUCAUCACGAAAAACCAUGUCGAUCUGUUGGUGUCCGCUAUUCCUUGGCCCGCCUAUGACUUGGAAAGUACCGGUCGGAUUUUGUUGAAAUUUCCAUACAAGGUUAUUAAUAUGUCAAGGACGACAAAGCAGUGCAGUUUUAGAAAAUCGGUUCGGUGGCGGUGGAGAAGGCCAAAAAUGAAAAAAGUUAAAAUCGGUCAAACCUCGUCUUUUGGCGUUUCAGGAUCAUAAUCGUUUUUCAAAAUUUGUUAUCAGUAAACAGUCGAGGGUGGAAGCUGUAGGAGCCGGAGGAGGACAAGCCGCAAUUUUUUGUUAGUAUGUUAAUACGCUUCUAACCCCAAUAAUUAUACGCACC
Messenger RNA from Acanthoscelides obtectus, 1581 nucleotides. The record is from the annotation of a GenBank genome assembly. Lineage: Eukaryota; Metazoa; Arthropoda; Insecta; Coleoptera; Chrysomelidae.